CGCUUCGAAAGGCGGGAGGCGGUUGGCGCGGCGCGUUGUGAGGUUGGUGCUGUGGUGGCCGCCUGAGGUGUGGGGGUGUCCUCGCUAUGGAUGAAGUCAUUAUCGAAUAUAUCCGAAGAACUGUGCUCAAAAUCCCCCGUGAUGAAAUCAUGGCGGUGCUGCAGAAGUGGGGCUUUCUCUCAGAGGCGCAGCUACAAACUAUCAACUUCCGUCAGACCAAAGAGAGCAUCUCUUACAGCGUGGCUCAGCUCUGCGAGGAAAGUUCUGCAGACAUAAAGCAAGCAGCCCUCCUAGACAUCAUCUACAACCACAUCUAUGCAAACAAAAGAGCAUGGACUGUCUACUAUAUGAACAAAACAGGGGAAGAAACAGACUUCUUUGACCUCAGAGAGUUCAAAAAAAAAUUCAGAAGGCGAAUUCAAUCAGCUUUGAUAAAUGUCACCAUCAAUUUUAAGGAAUAUGAAGAUAAUGCAAUCUGGAUUAGAAUUGCCUGGGGAACGCCAUAUACAAAACCAAACCAGUACAAGACCAGUUACGUUGUGUACCACUCACAGACUCCUUAUGUCUUCAUCUCUGCCUCUGUCCUUAGGAGCAACUUACCUCUGCUGUGUCAGGCAAUGGUUGUUGCUUCCAAUUACCACGACAUCUCUGAAAUGGAGCUUCGAGGUCAUUGUUUAAACUCCCUAAAAGAUAUUGUGUUUAAGAAGUACAGCCAGAACUUCCAAACCAACUAUCCACUACAAGAAAGGAAUGUACUCACAGAAAAUGUGGAUUUAAAGAUAUGUGAUGAAAACAGAAGUGAGAAAGAAAGAAUACACAGACUGAAUCAGGAAAGCUUUGGUGCUGGUCCCCAACCCAAACUCGACUUUGCACAAUAUAAGCUUGAGACGAUGUUUAAAAGUGAUCCUAAAUGGGAUGUUUUGGAGAAAAAAGAGCCAUUCCGAUGCUUGGUCAAGUUUUCUAGUCCACAUCUUUUAGAAUCACUGAAAUCCUUGGCACCAGCAGGUCUGGCUGAUGCACCGCUUUCCCCACUACUUACAUGCAUUCCACAAAAAGCCAGGAAUUACUUUAAAAUUAGAGAGAAGAAGUCUUUACUUCCAGGAAGCUUUGUGAGCCCUUAACUUAAAUAGAAAUGUUUCUAUAUCAAAAUACACGAUGCGUUUAUUACUGGUCUUAAUCCAUAAUCACCUUUAAAACAGAUCUUAAAAACAACCUCAUUCUUUGGUAAACCCCCUUUAUUUUUAUUCCUGGCUUUUGGGUUAGCCCUUAAAAACUAAAACGUCACUGUUUGUGGAUUUUAAACAGCAAUCACGAGUAUUUAAUGUUUAAAUGAGAUGACUGCUUGUAUCUGUCAGGUGCUAAAGCCUGGUAUGGAUGGUAAGACAUCAGUUCAUUGUCAUAACUGGAGGUGGCCUGAUUUCAGCUGCAGGACAGCGAUGAAACACAACACACACCCUGAACAUGUGAAUAGCCCCAUUGAAAUAAGUGGAACUACCACUUCAAGCCAGGUGUGCUAUUGUCUUUAUAGAUACAGAUUACAUUCAAAGACCAUGGCAGGGUGUAGGGGAGACUCUGAUAGGCAGCAGUAAGAAAUUUCCAUGCAGCAUUGCAGGCUGUUCAGUUCUCACUCACUAUCUGUGGCAGCCAGUAAUAAAUAUGAUAAUCUUUUAAAAUCCCAUCUCCUGCUCUUAGUAUCUAUGAAAUAGCAGCUCACAGGGACACAAUAGUCUGUGUUUUAUAAUGUCUGUCUCAUGAGCCUGGGGACACAAGGGUUGCAGGAGCAAGACAGCAACAUCCACUUGUGCCAAUGGCAGCUCUGCAGUGGAGCUCUUUAGGGCUGGGAAAUAGUAAAUAAUAGUAACUAAUUAUGUAGAUAUUUCUGUGUAACUGCCUGCAUUAUUCUUAUUUUAUGAGAUUAAUUUGCACUGAAGACUCAAACAAGUACUUAAUUCUUAACUCUGCUACCUGGAAGCAUAUUGUGUGUGUGUAUGGUAUGCUGAUAGAGACAAGCUUAGUGGCAAAGCUCUUUGGGGAAGCUGUGUGGGAAUUCUAUCGUAUAUCAAAACUGUAAAUAAACGUGUAAAUUAAGACAUCUUA
Molecule: messenger RNA, 2097 nt
Organism: Coturnix japonica (Japanese quail)
Lineage: Eukaryota; Metazoa; Chordata; Aves; Galliformes; Phasianidae
Gene: CENPN
Product: centromere protein N
Biological process (GO): chromosome segregation; CENP-A containing chromatin assembly
Cellular component (GO): nucleoplasm
Source: RefSeq, a predicted model, not a curated record